Malassezia sympodialis ATCC 42132 is the source of this 1926-nucleotide messenger RNA. RefSeq lists its product as uncharacterized. Gene Ontology annotation, molecular function: RNA binding. Bases 1 to 1926 code for a protein of 641 amino acids. The transcript has 3 exons. Gene Ontology annotation, biological process: endonucleolytic cleavage in 5'-ETS of tricistronic rRNA transcript (SSU-rRNA, 5.8S rRNA, LSU-rRNA); endonucleolytic cleavage in ITS1 to separate SSU-rRNA from 5.8S rRNA and LSU-rRNA from tricistronic rRNA transcript (SSU-rRNA, 5.8S rRNA, LSU-rRNA); ribosomal small subunit export from nucleus. Gene Ontology annotation, cellular component: preribosome, small subunit precursor; 90S preribosome; nucleolus. The record is from RefSeq and is a predicted model, not a curated record. NCBI's taxonomy places the organism in Eukaryota, Fungi, Basidiomycota, Malasseziomycetes, Malasseziales, Malasseziaceae.
AUGGGCAAGUCGGACCGACGCCGCGGACCGAAACGUGCAAAGCCGUCCGUUGAAGAACAAGUCGACACCACAGAGGACUACUCUCACGGCCAAGAGGCGUCAUGGAUACGUGAUCAUGACGCAAAUGCGCCCUUCGGUCUGGUUCCAGCGCCUAUGCAGUCGUACUUCAAAGAGGUGAAUGCACAGCUCUCGCAGAUGAUGCAGGACGAAGAUCCUGCUGAACAAAGCGAAGAAAGAAAAAUGCUUCUUCAAUCUGCACUGGAUGAAAUGAACAAUAACGAGCUUAUUCUAGCCACGGACCCCACGUGCUCGUUGGUCUUGGAAAAUAUGGCGUCCCAGCUGGAUGAAAAGGCACUACGGAUACUUCUCGACCGCAUGACAGGAAGCAUGUCAAUGGAUACUCAACACGGGCAGAUGGAGUCAUCCUUGCCAGAUAUGAUGACAGAUGCUUUUGCCAGCCACACGCUGCGCUCUUUAGUGGCUUUAUUGGCAGGUGUACCUAUGGGCGUGCUCGAGGAUCUUCGAUCGAAGAAAAGUGCUAAGUAUCGCUCUAAGGAACGCCAAAAAUCGAUGGUGAAUGACUCAGUCUGGAACACCUCGGCCCAGCGUGUAAAUGUUCCGGAGACAUUUUACGAUACACUGUUCAAGCUCUACAAUUACCUCCAGUCUCAUUUAAAUGAACAGCAGGUUCAUGCUAUGAUGCCUGAUGCUGUAGCAGCUCCUACUCUUAGCCUGCUUCUCCGUCUUGAAGAUGGUCUUGCACGAGAGAAUCGAAGCUUGGCUUCCCUUCCGAACUCACUCACGUCCUUGGUACUUGGUCAGGUUCAAGAACGAACGGACUUUAUGGAAGCUUCGAUUCGUGAUGCUGUGGCCACGCAUGUUCUCGAAACAGCAUUGCAAGGUGCCUCCAACUCUUCUCUUAUCCACUUCUGGGAAACGUACAUCCAAGGACGAGUGGCUAAACUUGGCGGUCACCCUUGUGCCAAUUAUGUUGUGGCAACGAUGAUACGCAUAUUGCCCGCCGAGCGCGGUGCAACUUCAUCUCCAUUUGCGUUGGCUCUACAGGAGCUGAAACAAGCGGGAGACCAGCUGGUCAAAAAUCAAAUGCUGGGAGCGCUCCAAGCUGCUGUGGAGCGCAGUGUAGCUCUGGGAGACUAUGCCAGCGAUGUUCUUCAAGCAAUUGCGUCGGCAUUCCGCUUCCCAUCGGAUCCUUCCCAGGAUGAUAUGGCUAUAUUUGUACCAAUGAUACUGAGCAUGCACACUCGGAAAGCAUACCUGCACAAGACGGAGGAAAAUACAUCUACAUCUGCGACCAAGCGCAAACGCGGCGAUCGUAGCAAAGAUGAGUAUUCCACUCAAGGAAGUAUUCUCUUGCAGCGCAUGCUCCGGCUACCGGCGCCACAUCAGGAGUGGGUGUACCAGAGCUUAACGAGUGAUCGUCUCACAUCCUUUUGUCAAUCGCCUAGUGCUGCACACGUGGUCAUUGCAGCGUUGACUUCUUCCUCCGCAUCGUAUACACAGCGCCGUGCACUUUUGCGCUCACUUCUAGCUAUAUUGCCGGACCUGUGUGAUGAUACUUGGGGGAGCCGCGUCGCUGACACUUUUUGGUUGGCGGCUGAUGGCUUUACCAAGGAGAAGAUCGCGCAACUGGUGGUCCAACACGAAAAACGCUUACUAGCGUCGUCGUAUGGGCGCUUCUUUGUCCGACGUCUGCGCCUAGGUGCCUACCGCAAGAACGUGGACGAAUGGAAAGCCUGGGCUCAAACGGAAACAUUGCUUUCGGCGCCGGAGCCUAAGGUGAUGGCCGUAAACCCCUUCCUAUUUUUGCGCGAUUGUGCACCCUCUUCAUCCAAGAUACCACGCAAGCAAAGAAAUGGGGGGCACGCUGAGCAAGAACUGGAGAACAUUUUUUCCGUGAUAGAAUAA